Punica granatum (pomegranate) is the source of this 1445-nucleotide messenger RNA. Lineage: Eukaryota; Viridiplantae; Streptophyta; Magnoliopsida; Myrtales; Lythraceae. The record is from RefSeq and is a predicted model, not a curated record.
AAUUGAAAUUGCACCAAAUAAAAAAGAAAUUAACUAAAGAGAAAAAAAAUGACAUUCCUAAUGGCGGAUUCCAUCUCCUCUCCAUCUUCAACCCUUCUCCUCUGCCCUCAGAACACUUCACCUUCCCCACCGCAGUCUUUCUUAUUCGACUCAUCCCUUCUCCAAAAGCAACAGAACCUUCCCAAAGAGUUCAUGUGGCCAAACAAGGACCUAGCCAGCGCGCAGCUCGAGGAGCUCAACGAGCCGAUUGUCGACCUCGGCGGCUUCCUACAUGGCGAUGAUGCCGCGACCACCAGAGCUGCUGAGCUGGUCCGCAUGGCGUGCCUCAACCACGGCUUCUUCCAGGUCACCAACCACGGUGUUGGCCCCGAGCUGAUUGAGGCGGCUUACCCAGAAGUCGACAGGAUCUUCGAGCUCCCUGUCAGCAGGAAGCACGGCAUGAGGAGGAAGCCCGGCGGGGUCAGUGGGUACUCCAGCGCUCAUGCCGACCGGUACUCCUCGAAGCUGCCAUGGAAAGAGACGUUCUCGUUCGGCUUCUCUGGAAAUAAGGAUAAGCCUGCCGUGGUCGAGUACUUCAAGUCCGUUCUAGGCGAAGAUUUUGAGCACUCUGGAUGGGUCUACCAAAAAUACUGCGAGGCGAUGAAGGAACUUUCGCUCGUUAUAAUGGAGCUCUUGGCCAUAAGCCUUGGAGUGGGCCGGAUGCACUACAGGCAGUUCUUCGAGGAUGGCAGCUCGAUAAUGAGGUGCAACCUAUACCCGCCCUGCAAGAACGAAGGGCUGACCCUGGGGACCGGUCCUCACUGCGACCCAACCUCUCUCACCAUCCUCCACCAGGACCAGGUCGGAGGGCUUCAGGUCUUUGCGGAUAACCGGUGGCAGGCUGUCAGACCCUGCCAAAACGCUUUUGUUGUAAACAUCGGGGAUACAUUCAUGGCGCUAUCGAAUGGGAGUUAUAAGAGCUGCCUGCACAGGGCGGUGGUCCACAGGGAGAGGGAGAGGAGGUCGCUGGUGUACUUCGCAUGCCCAAGAGAAGACAAGGUGGUGAGACCCCCGCCAGAUUUGGUAUGCCGAGAAGGGGUAAGACAGUAUCCCGAUUUCACCUGGUCCGACCUACUCCACUUCACUCAGUCACACUAUCGAGCCGACGUUGCUACCCUCGAAAGCUUCUUCCAAUGGUUCCUAUCCUCUGGUAAGAACAAGAAGUCCUCGUGUGAUGAUCGGAGAUCCAAUUAACUUGCUAUCGGUAUUCAUGGUAGCUUUGUAUAAUAUCUAAGUGUUGUUCUUCUUUAACCUAUAUGUCUUGUAUAUUCGUAAGUUCAAUGCUGAUGUAUGACGUGGCUGAGCAUAUAUUUGGUAAAAUGUGCAAUUUCAGUUUUUUUUUUCCGUUCAUAUAAGAGACCUGUAGACCUAAUACAAGUGCACGAUUUCGUUUUCAUUUGUCAAAA